Pteronotus mesoamericanus is the source of this 1669-nucleotide messenger RNA. It is a transcript of the gene CHRNE, whose product is annotated as cholinergic receptor nicotinic epsilon subunit. Gene Ontology annotation, biological process: chemical synaptic transmission; monoatomic ion transmembrane transport; nervous system process. Gene Ontology annotation, molecular function: transmembrane signaling receptor activity; acetylcholine-gated monoatomic cation-selective channel activity. The coding region runs from base 48 to 1523 and encodes 491 amino acids. Lineage: Eukaryota; Metazoa; Chordata; Mammalia; Chiroptera; Mormoopidae. The record is from RefSeq and is a predicted model, not a curated record. The transcript is spliced from 13 exons. Gene Ontology annotation, cellular component: postsynaptic membrane; neuron projection; plasma membrane.
UCCAGGCCUGCCAAAGCUCAGAAUAACCCUGAGGACCAGACAGCGGGAUGGCUGGGGCUCUGCUCAGCGCCCUAUUCCUCUUGCAGCUUCUCGGCAGAGGUGAGGGGACGAAUGAGGAGUUGCGCCUUUAUCAUCAUCUAUUCGACGACUAUGACCCAGGACACAGGCCAGUGAGGCAGUCUGAGGACACUGUCACCAUCAACCUCAAGGUCACCCUGACCAACCUCAUCUCACUGAACGAGAAAGAGGAGACCCUCACCACCAGCGUCUGGAUUGGAAUCGACUGGCAUGAUUACCGACUCAACUUCAGCAAGGACGACUUUGGGGGCAUAACAACCCUGCGGGUCCCUUCAAAACUCGUGUGGUUACCGGAGAUUGUGCUGGAAAACAAUAUUGACGGCCAGUUCGGCGUGGCCCACGCCGCCAACGUGCUGGUCUAUGAAGGCGGUUACGUGACCUGGUUGCCCCCGGCCAUCUACCGCAGCACCUGCGCCGUGGAAGUCACCUAUUUCCCCUUCGACUGGCAGAACUGCUCGCUCGUUUUCCGCUCUCAGACGUACAAUGCCGAAGAGGUAGAGUUCGUCUUUGCGGUGGAUGAUGACGGCGAAACUAUCAACAAGAUCGAUAUCGACACUGAGGCCUAUACUGAGAACGGCGAGUGGGCCAUCGACUUCUGCCCCGGGGUGAUCCGCCGCCAGGACAGUGGCUCCGCUGAUGGUCCAGGGGACACUGACGUCAUCUACACGCUCAUUAUUCGCCGGAAGCCGCUCUUCUACAUCAUUAACAUCAUUGUGCCCUGCGUGCUAAUCUCAGGCCUGGUGCUGCUCGCCUACUUCCUGCCGGCGCAGGCCGGUGGCCAGAAAUGCACCGUAUCCAUCAACGUCCUACUCGCCCAGACCGUCUUCUUGUUCCUAAUUGCCCAGAAAACCCCAGAGACGUCUCUGAGCGUGCCGCUGCUGGGCAGGUACCUCAUUUUCGUCAUGGUGGUUGCCACACUCAUUGUUAUGAAUUGCGUCAUCGUGCUCAACGUGUCUUUGCGGACGCCCACUACUCAUGACUUGUCCCCGCGGCUGCGUCACGCCUUAUUGGAGCUGCUGCCGCGCCUCCUGGGCUCAGGCGCGCCCUCCGAGGCCCCCCAAGCCGCCUCGCACCCGAGGCGGGCAUCCUCCGUGGGCAUAUUGCUCCGCGCGGAGGAGCUGAUACUGAAAAAGCCGCGGAGCGAGCUUGUGUUUGAAGGGCAGAGGUACCGGCACGGCACCUGGACCGCUGCCCUCUGCCAGAGCCUGGGUGCCGCCGCCCCCGAGAUCCGCUGCUGUGUGGAUGCUGUAAACUUCAUGGCCGAGAGCACGCGAGACCAGGAGGCCGCCAGCGAGGAGGUGUCCGACUGGAUGCGCAUGGGGAAGGCCCUUGACAAUAUCUGCUUUUGGGCGGCUCUGGUGCUCUUCAGUGUGGGCUCCAGCGUCAUCUUCCUCGGGGGCUACUUCAACCAAGUGCCCGACCUGCCCUACCCGCCAUGUAUGUAGACCUGGGCCGGUGGCCGCACGGACGGCAACUUUCCUAUCCAUUUCCACAAGGAAACAGAUUUUGAAAACCAAGUUGCUGCCACUGCUAUAUUAUGAUGCUUUACCACUGCUAAUAAAGAAUUAGUACUUUGAAAAAAAAAAAAAAA